CGCAAACUGUGAUUACAGUAACGACCAGAGAUGCGCGCUGCGCUCAGGCGGUACCCAGAACUCCGCGCUGACAUUUUCAAAGAUUCAUCUCGCUAAAUAUGACAUCCAAAAGGCAGCUGUAGGUGCUUUAAGAUGGAGUUGAUGGACGAGCUUUCCGACAGUGAUUCUCAUCUGGUCCAGCAGAUGUACAACGACACGCUCCUCCAGCGGAAUUUAAGCGCUUUAGAUGAUGCAGAUGGACCUUUACCAACUAGCAUAAAGAUCACGGUCGUCGUGGUUUACCUAAUAGUGUGCGUUGUGGGACUCGUGGGAAACUGCUUGGUCAUGUAUGUAAUUAUCAGGUACACAAAGAUGAAAACAGCCACCAACAUUUACAUCUUUAACCUGGCCCUGGCUGAUGCACUAGUCCUGGCCACGCUUCCUUUCCAAGGCACAGAUGUCCUUCUCGGUUUCUGGCCGUUUGGUCUGGCUCUGUGCAAGACUGUGGUUGCCAUUGACUACUACAAUAUGUUUACAAGUGUCUUCACUCUGACCUCAAUGAGUGUGGAUCGAUACAUAGCGGUCUGCCACCCUGUGCGCUCCCUGACUGUUCGUACGCCUUUCCGGGCUAAACUGAUCAACGUGGCUGUGUGGGUGUUGGCAUCUGCUGUAGGAGUUCCAGUCAUGAUCAUGGGCCAGGUGGAGGAGGUCUUUAAUGGUUUUGAGUGCGUAGUUGCCCUGCCCAACCCAAGAGGACACUGGGAACCUGUGUUUGCGACUUGUGUCUUCCUCUUCUCUUUCUUGAUUCCUGUGGCAAUCAUAAGUUGCUGCUAUGGCUUGAUGGUACGACGCCUACACAGCGUACGUCUCCUUUCAGGCUCAAAGGAGAAAGACCGUAAUCUUAGGAGAAUCACCUACAUGGUACUGUCUGUGGUCGCUGCCUUUGUGCUCUGUUGGAUGCCAGUUCAGGUCUUAGCUUUGAUCCAGGCCCUGGGGAAGGUGGAUCUCGGCGGCAGCCGGUCUGCAAUGGUAGCCAUGCACUUCUGUAUUGCCCUGGGAUACGCUAACAGUAGUUUAAACCCUGUCCUCUAUGCCUUCCUGGAUGAAAACUUCAAACGAUGUUUCCGUGAAUUCUGUGUGCCUGCGAAUUCUGGUUUGUACCUCGAAGAAAUGCGCAAAAAGUCACUGAGGCGAGAAGUGAGAGAAUGUGGUGAGGUAAAAGAGGCAACGGCUUUAAAGGAUAAAAGGGAGGUUAUUGAUGUGUGUGCCAUUCCAGCGUGUGUAAAUUAAAAUUGGCCUUUGUAUGGUUACCUCUUGAAUUCGAAGAAAAUUGCAAUUGGCUGGUGUGAAAACAGAGGCUUUUGUCUGGUUAUAAUUCAAUUUUAACAAUGUACAAUUCUUUAAAUGGGAUAAAAGGGCUUUUUAUUUUAAAAAUUGCACUUUCUUUUUUUGACCUCUGUGUACUCUUUGCAUUGUUUAAUGUAGCCCUCAGAUCUUUAGAUUAAUAUUAUAAGUUGUGCUGGACAAAGAUUAAUCGCACACAGUGAUUUUUGGCAUAAUAUAUGAGUGUGUGUUGUGUAAUUAGUAUGUUUAUAUAAAUACACACACAUUCACGUAUGUAUAUAAGAAACAUUUACGUGUGUGUAUAUAUAUUUAUUUAUAUUUUUAUAUAUUCUAUAUUGUAUAUAAAUAAAUGAUGAAUAAAAAAUGAUAUAUGAAUAAAAAAACAUCUAAAAUGAAUAUAUGUGUGUGUGUGUAGUUAAAUAUACAUAAUAAUUACACAAAAUACACACACAUAUAUUAUGCAAAAAUUGCCCAGCACAAAUUAUAUGUAGAUAAUAUUAUGAUUGCUUUUAGCCUUAAUGAUUAAAAUGGUGUGUUGGAAUUGGAUAUGCUACUUAUGUGAUUUUUUUAAACAAAUCUGUAAACACCUAUAAUCUUUAACACAAAUGUAUGAGUUAUGUACAUAAAUACAUAUUGCAAAGAAAUUAUUGUAUUAAACAUACCUAAACAUAUAUGUAACACUGUCUGUGAAAUCCAUGCUAAAGUCUACAUUGAAUUAUGAGAUUAGAACCGGGGGACGCAUCAUGAAAAUCUGACUUUUAUCAUGUUUAAGUGCUAUCAUUGGGUUCCCAGUGCUUCUAUCAACCUAGAAAUGUGAAAAAGAUCAAUCCAGUAACUUAGUUUUGGUAAACUAUUCUCUGUAAGCAUUUGAAAAAAUUGGAAUUUGGCUCCCCUUGUGAUGUCAGAAGGGGAUAAAUCCGCCUCUUAAUCUGCACUAUCCAACCACGGCACUGCCAUUUAGUGCAGAUAUCAGCUCAUUUGCAUUUUAAAGGACACACCCAAAAAAUUCACAUUUUUGCACAUACCUACAAAGUGGCAAUUUUAACAUGCUAUAAUAAAUUAUCUGUAUGGUAUUUUGAGCUAGACCUUACCAAUACGUACUCUGGGGACACCAAAGAUUUAUUUUACAUAAUUUCUUGUGAAAUGUUUGAUUUUACUCAUUGAUUUUAAAAUGAUUUCAAUCUUUGACUUGGCCUUAUUUAGUCAAUAUUAAAUACAUCAAGAUUAUAUUUUCACAGAAUGUACUUUUUGUUGUGUACAAAACAGUAAAUCCCACAAAAAAUGACUUUAGCUGGGUUUUCACAGACUGGGUCAGAUAUUAACUACAAAUAUUUCUCAGUAUUUAAACAUAAUGUCCCUUUAAAAUCUUUUAAAAUAUGUAUAUCAGAACAGAAUGUUAUUAAAAUUAUUUAAUGUUAUGUGUUUAUGUCUCUGUCUA
Messenger RNA from Paramisgurnus dabryanus, 2761 nucleotides. Its product is annotated as delta-type opioid receptor. Gene Ontology annotation, cellular component: plasma membrane; neuron projection. Gene Ontology annotation, biological process: sensory perception of pain; neuropeptide signaling pathway. NCBI's taxonomy places the organism in Eukaryota, Metazoa, Chordata, Actinopteri, Cypriniformes, Cobitidae. The record is from RefSeq and is a predicted model, not a curated record. Gene Ontology annotation, molecular function: nociceptin receptor activity; neuropeptide binding.